This is a messenger RNA of Anastrepha obliqua, 1700 nucleotides long. It is a transcript of the gene nAChRbeta3, whose product is annotated as neuronal acetylcholine receptor subunit alpha-7. Gene Ontology annotation, molecular function: acetylcholine-gated monoatomic cation-selective channel activity; transmembrane signaling receptor activity. The transcript has 4 exons. The record is from RefSeq and is a predicted model, not a curated record. The coding region runs from base 241 to 1599 and encodes 452 amino acids. Gene Ontology annotation, cellular component: synapse; postsynaptic membrane; neuron projection. Gene Ontology annotation, biological process: signal transduction; regulation of membrane potential; chemical synaptic transmission. NCBI's taxonomy places the organism in Eukaryota, Metazoa, Arthropoda, Insecta, Diptera, Tephritidae.
AGCAAUUUGGCCGCGUGCACAACUCUUUUUGUAUUCGGUGACAAAUUUAUAGUAACUGAGAAAGAAACUUUACUUAAAUUAUUGUAAAUAUCCGACGAACGGAAAAAUACCGAUAAUAAUACGGCUUGGGGUUUGGUUAUUUAUGAAACUGCGUUGAACAAUAUAAGCGACACGAGUAUCAAAUAAAUAUAUUAAAAAAAAAAAGGGAAUCAUCAUACACAUACAUACAUAAUAAAACGAAUGAAUUUCGUGAUAAAAAAAAUACUUACUUCCGGCAAGAGGCUGCAGUUUGCUUAUCCACCGUUCACUAUGUGUUGGUCGUUAUUGCUUGGAAUUUCCUUAUUUCUUCUGUUGCACUCGGCCAAUUCGCAAGAAGCAUACAUCAAUGGCACUAAAGCUUGGAACAUUACCAAUUUGGAUCGUUUGCGUUUACAAUUAACUAUAAACUACGACAAGAACUCGCAUCCCACCUAUCAUGGUGUGCCAACUAAUAUCACGUUGGGCAUGUCAGUGAACUACAUCGAUAUUGAUGAGAUAAAUGGGAAAAUGGUUUUGCACGCAUGGCUAAGGAUAAAUUGGAUGGAUGAAAAUCGUUCAUGGAACGCAGGAGAUUAUGACAACAUAACUCAAAUCCAUAUGAAACCAAAAGAAGUAUGGAAACCAGAUAUAAAACUUUUUAAUAGCGCCGGUGAAAAGAGUGACUACUUGGGUGAUACUCAAAUUCUACUGGCACAUGACGGCAGCUUUUUAUGGGUGCCGCCAGUCGUAUAUACAGCAUAUUGCAGUUUGAAUUUUCGCACUUGGCCUUAUGAUACCCAAACAUGUAAAGUGAAGGUAGGUUCCUUAGCGUUGACCUACAUCGAUUCGCGUUAUCUGCACUUGAAAGAGAGUUUAGACUACAAUGAGCUCGUACAAUCGACUGAAUGGGAAAUAAUCGGGGGCGAUACGGCUUAUAGAAAACAGGAUUAUUACAAUUACAUUGAAUUUACUUUUAAACUACAGCGUCGUUCGUCAAUGUAUGCAGCGGUUAUUUUCACACCAGCUUCCUGUAUAAUACUAUUGGCACUUUCCUCGUUUUGGUUACCACCGCAAAUGGGCGAAAAAGUAAUGUUGAAUGGUGUGGUGAUUAUAUUGAUAGCCGCUUUUCUUAUGUAUUUCGCGCAACUAUUACCAAUAUUGGCUGACAACACACCGCUCGUAGUUCUUUUCUACAGCUGUAGCUUGUUACUGCUUAGUAUUUCAACGAUAAUUGCUGUGUGCGUGCUGUACUUAUCUACAGCAAAGCAUAAACGCCAUUUACCUGACUUACUGAGGACCAUGCUCAAUGGACCAUUAAGUAAAGUACUUUUCUUAGAAAACUUCACUUUGGAGGCAGAUCCGCGUGUAACUAUGAAUAAUGGCACAAAAGAGUUGGUGGAACAUCAGUAUGAAAAUCCUGACAGUGUAACUGAUGCUGCAGGAAUAAAUGCGGCUACUUCCUCAUCUUCUAACCGAUUUGUUCAAUUUGAAUGGAUUCUGAUGGCGACAGCUAUCGAUCGUAUAGCUUUCCUUUGUUAUAGCUUAACAUUCAUAAUUCUGGCUAUUCUAUAUGGUAUUUAAAGCAAAAAAUCGAUUGCAAUAUUUAUUUCUCAGACUUAUAAUUUUCUGUCGAUUAUAGAACUAUUCAUUAAGUUAACUAUCAAUAAAUAAAGGAAAUUUAA